Nanorana parkeri is the source of this 1791-nucleotide messenger RNA. It is a transcript of the gene PTX4, whose product is annotated as pentraxin 4. The record is from RefSeq and is a predicted model, not a curated record. The transcript is spliced from 3 exons. The coding region runs from base 1 to 1755 and encodes 584 amino acids. Lineage: Eukaryota; Metazoa; Chordata; Amphibia; Anura; Dicroglossidae.
AUGGCUGGAGGCCACGUCUUCGGGUUCCUGUUCUUGGCUGGUUUCUGCCUACAUGGCGUCUAUAUGGAACAACAGAGGGUGCUGGAGCAGAGGAAGCCGUUUUUCGAUCGGUUCAGGAGGCUGGAGGAACAGUUUCGACGAUUCCAAGAUAUGACGUUGAAACGCUUACAAGGCAUUGCCGAAAACUACAACAUCUCCUAUAAUAUCGAUGCUCGCUUCCACCAUCUUUCUGACCAGCAACAGUCUCUGGCAGAAGCCCUCAAUGCUUCAAGUGACGUGACUCAGCAAGAGUUGAAUGGGGUAAAGUUUUGGCUAAAAAAGGUUCAGAAGAAAACGAAAAAGUUGGAUUUGAAGAUCUCUUCCCUGGAGGGAACCAUGGCUGAGAAGAACAAGCAGAUAAACAAGGAAAACAAGGCCCAGGACGUGGCUAUGGGCAACUUCACAACGUUGCUGAGCAACCAGAAAAGGAUUAUUUACCAGUUGGUGAAAGACAAGGGCGAGCUACAGAAAGGGAUGGAGGUCUUCCGAGAGACUGUCGAGAUUCAGGGCAGAAAAAUUGCCGAGCUAGAAAAACAGCUGCAGAACAUGCAACAAAAUGAAAUUCUACCACUGAGCUCCUUAAUGGCUUCAGAGAUCAAUCGUACCCCUAAAGAAAAACAGCCGGACCCCCCACAAAAUGACCCAGGGCCAAUAACUGUCCAACAACGACUACUCAAGCUACAGAGCAAGCAUAACCAAAGGAAAAAGUUCCAUGAGGAGCAGCUACUGCUUUUACCCAGCAAAAACAAAAUGGAACCCAUGGCAGCUCAACAUGAUGUGGUAACCAGGAAUCUAGGUUCAACACAAGAGGAGAAGUCUGAUGUCCAAACUACGAUGGUGCCGUCCAUUACAAUGGGGCCAGACACAAACCAAAGGACCAGCCUCCUUGAGUUCCAACAAUUGCCUCCUCCUGUUACAGAUAAUAUUAUACAGAUAUCAGCCCAACGUAGCUCUGUGGCCAAAGACACCAGGCCACCGGGAGAGACAGUAAUACCUCUUCUAUCCACUAGGAAACCACCACAUACGACAGCUGCUUUAAAACUUGAAGAGAAAAGAACCAAAACCCCAGCCACUAUUUGCAAUGUGCACUCCAUGCUCAUUUUCCCAAACUCCUCCACGGAAAACUAUGUCACCUUCACCAAAGGCCUGAGGGAACCACUUCAUGAACUGUCUAUCUGUAGCUGGGUCAAAACCAAUGCCAGUUACCUGGGCACCAUCCUUUCCUACGCCACAGAAGAUAAUGACAACAAGCUGGUCCUCCACGGCAGGAACGGCGCCACCUAUGACGCUUUCCACUUCGUUAUUGGCGAUCCUGCCUUCCGGGAAUUACCUCUGGUGCCCUUGAUUGACGGCAAAUGGCACCACACUUGUUUCAUCUGGUCCUCCAUCCAGGGCAAGUACUGGUUCUACGUUGACCGUAGACUGACAUCCACUGGGUCGCGUUUCCAGAAAGGCUAUGAUAUCCCACCCGGAGGAUCGCUGGUGCUUGGGCAGGAGCAGGACACCUUGGGUGGCGGAUUCGACAGCUCGGAGGCCUUCGUUGGAAGUCUGGCCGGCUUUGCCAUGUGGAAUCGGGCCUUGUCGCCUGGAGAGGUCUCCGGCAUUGCCACAGGGAAAGGGUUGCCCAGGGGCACCAUUUUAACACUGGCGGAUGACCCCUUAAUUCAUGGAGCUGUAGAAAGGGUGGACUGUACCUGCCUGGAGCACUGUCCUUGAGAGUGCUACUCAGUCUAUUUUUGUACAUAUUGGAUA